AUGUCGACCUAUUUGGAUAAGAAGUACGGAGAAAUGAUCCCGGAAUGUAGCGUCAAUGAAUCCGAGGAGAAGUCUGCUCCUGUGAAGGAUAUUGAGUUCCUCGAGCCGAAAGCUCUGAAUGAGUUUGAACUGGAAGAUGAACACUCAUACUGCUUGACAGCUAACGGAAUGAAGUUUGAGAACCUGAAUCUUCAAGAGAGCAGUUUCAGUACAACUCUCAAUUACUAUACGUUCUUGAUGGAUUUCAUCUGUCUGAUGAACCAUGAUGUCAAACUCUUCUGCCCCACCUGUCCAGAUGUGUAUGUGCAUUUCAAGGUUAUCAAGAUUUACUCUACUGAGAAGACAGAAACAGGAGUUUCUGGAAUGAAUGGAGGAGAGUUCUGCUAUUACAGUGAAGUUACUCUCAAACAUUUUCCUCUAGCUGUUCUUUGCUCUGGCUAUGGCUUAACACCUGACUUCGCAAAGAGCUCAGCUUCCAAAGUCUUGAUUGAGCUUUGGGGAAAUAUGAAUCUCUUACCAAACUUCUUGCUCCAUGAUAUAGCUACAUCUGGAUCAAAACCUCACACCUAUCCGAAAAUCACCGAAAUUCUUUUGGGUUUCCUCCCCACAUUACUACGUCAUAACUGCUUGAACAUUGACAUGACUGAGAAUUCUUUCGUAGAUGUCUCCUCUCCAAAAAAAGAAGAAACAGAAGGAGAGACGGUCCACAUCCAUCCCACUUCUUGUGAUUCUAAUUCAAACUCUAAUUCUAAUGCUUGCCUCUUCUUCACUCAGAAAUGUUUCCCUCUCAAUGAUGAAAUCCUACAGAACAUCAUGGUUUCCUAUCCCAACCAGACUAUCAUAAUUCAUCCUUGGUUCAUCAGCGGCUCCAAUCAUCCGUAUUUCCAUUAUUUGCCUAGUAAUAUGAAGAAAGUGAUUGUUCAAAAUGAAAUCAACACAUAUGAAUACAUCAGAAAAACGGUUCGAUUGGAAGAGCGCCAAAAGAUUAUCGACGAAUUCCCUCCUACCGUUAGAGAUCUCUUGUACUCUCAGAAUAUGAAGAAGCAUUUACAAAAUAUCCAAACUGUCGACCCUAAGCCUAACACCUUCAGCUUGUUAUGCUGA
Molecule: messenger RNA, 1104 nt
Organism: Auanema sp. JU1783
Lineage: Eukaryota; Metazoa; Nematoda; Chromadorea; Rhabditida; Rhabditidae
Source: the annotation of a GenBank genome assembly